Messenger RNA from Pygoscelis adeliae (Adelie penguin), 1942 nucleotides. Its product is annotated as separin-like. Lineage: Eukaryota; Metazoa; Chordata; Aves; Sphenisciformes; Spheniscidae. Gene Ontology annotation, biological process: meiotic chromosome separation; proteolysis. Gene Ontology annotation, cellular component: nucleus; cytoplasm; centrosome. The annotation marks the transcript as partial. Gene Ontology annotation, molecular function: cysteine-type endopeptidase activity. The transcript has 11 exons. The record is from RefSeq and is a predicted model, not a curated record.
UGUCGUGCACGUUCAAGCUGGCCUACCUCUUCUACAACCAGAACCUUCACGAGGAGGCCAGCUCCGUCUGCGAGCUCUUCUGCAAGAGGCUGGAGACAGCAGAUGCCUAUGCGUGUCCAGAGAUACCCCCGGAGAGGCUGCACAAAUGCUUCAGGCUGCAGGUGGAAAGCCACCGCAAGCUGGGGCAGCUGGAGAGAGCCCUGGCGUGCGUGGUGCUGUGGCUGGCCGCGCUGCGGGGCCGGAUCGGGGAGCUGCUGGCAGAGCCCGUCUCCCUCUGGACCAGAGUCAAAACAGAUGCUGCGAAACAGGGGGCCGAGGAGUUACGGUUACGGACCCUGAAGGAAGGCUUGGAGGGGCACAGCCUGGACGCGGAGACCUUGGUGACCGUCCUCUUUGCGGAGCUGAAGGCCUACAAGACCGUCCGAGCCGACACGGGGCAGGAACGCUACAACGUCCUCUGCGACCUGCUGGAGAUCUGCUCGGAGGAGAGCGGCCGCCUGCAUGAGCGAGCUAUCGGCUUGACGGAGCUGGCCCAGGUCUUGUGCUACCACAGCUACGCCCAGCAGAUGGACUGCUCCUCCCUGGACUCGGUCCGGGAAGCCUUGCGGCUGCUGGAGUUGGUACCCAGGAACUCCCAGAACCGGGACCGGCUCCUCGAUGACCAGGCGCAGGCUCUGCUCUGGCUCUAUAUCUGCACCUUGGAGUCCAAGCUGGAGAAGCUGCAGAGCAUAGAGAGGGUCCAGAGAGCCAAAGCUCAGGGGCUGAAGAACCUGGACGACUUUGAGCCCAACGACCUCAACUACGAAGGCAGGCUGCUGGAGGACAGGUUCCUGUACGACGGCAUCUCCUUCAACCUGGCGACAGAGACCGAGGCUCUCCGGGAGCGCCUGGUUUCAGGUCAGGGUGUCUCAGACCGUGGUGUGCCCUCAGCUCUGUCCAAAAGCCUGGAUGAUGCCUUCGCCUUGUGGAAGCAGCUCCUGGCGACACUGGGCAUCCCGGCCGUGUGAAGCCCCGAGCAGACUGUAGCCUCCCUGCAGCUCCUGGCAGCUCUGUACAAGCUGAUUGGCCAAGGUAACGCUGGUGGGGAGCCCUUGCAAGCCAUGGAGAGCUACCUCCUGGUCAGAGCCCUGUGCAGCGCACUCGGGGACAGCCUGGGCACGGCCGGCGCCCUGUGCCAGGUCACCAAGCUGCUCUUCCAGCUGGAGUGCCCCAGCUAUGCCCAGCUUUUCCUGGAGGAGACAGAAUCCUGCCUGCAGAAAGCCGACAGCAGCGACGAUUCCUACCUGCUGCUGCAGCAAACCUGCCUCCUGCUCCGCAGCCAGCUGUGCUGCGUCAACCGCCGGAUUGAAGAGGGUCUCACCAUGCUGCUGGGGGUGCUCCAGAACCCAGCUCUGCAAAAAAUCACCAAGGUCUGGUACCUGCUGCGAGCCCACGUCCUUCAGCUGGUGACCGUCUACCUAAGCCUCCCCCCUGCCUGCCUCUCACUGGAGCUCCGGCAGUGCAUCUUUGUGCAAGGGUGGAAGACGCCCGAGACGGCUCUCGCCGAAGCCCACAAGCUCUUCCGCAGCAUCAUCCUCCUGCUGAUGGGCAGCGACGUGCUGGGCUGUCAGACGACGGCGUCCGACGUCCAGUUUGUGGAUUACGUGAGUCCCCACUCCAGGCUUGGAAGGACCCUGUCUCUGAGCACCCCCAGGGAAGAGGCGGUUUUCCUGAAGGUCCCCGGGCUGGAGUUUGUGGCCACGGUGAGCGGGCUGGAGAAGGCGGAUGCUCUCACCGCCUCACCAGAGCUGAAGCCCAAGAGGAGGAAGAGACUGGCCUUCCUCGCCCACCCGGCAGCCUGCCCGUGCUGCCUCUGCUCCGACCUGGCCCUCUCGGCUCUCUGCCUGCGCUGGCUCCUCUCCUGCGCCCAGGGCGAGCUGGCAGAGGGCUGCGUGGCCGAGGG